AUGACUCACUCCGAAUUAGAAGGGCACAGGCGGAAGCGAGCCGCUAUCGCGUGUGAUUAUUGCCGACGACGGAAACGCCGUUGCGAUGGCAAGCAGCCCAUCUGCUCGCUCUGCCAGCAAACGAACCGGCCAGAGUGCCGCUAUAGCGCCUGCUUACCAAAUCAUCCAGACGUGACAAGCACUGCUCCUGACAGUGAGAUCCCUUACGAGCAGUCGCUUCUGAGUUCCAUCGCCCAGCUGGAGGAGGUGGUCGAGGCCCAUACUGUAGCCAUUCAGGCCUUGCGCAUGGAAAUCGAUCAAGCCAAACAACAUAGUGCAAAUUCAUUUCCUGAUCCAUCUCCCCUAUCAUGUGGGACGAGAGUCCAAGUGGAAGGUACACAGACCGCGCGAAAUGGGAGGCUGGCCUUGAAUUACUCGGAUGAAAUCAUUCCGAUGUCGAUUCCGAUCCGGCAUAUGACCACAUCGGACAGUCUUCUGCUCACCUCGAAUGCUCAGGUUCUGGCGGGGGAGUGGCCCGCGGAUGUGUUUCUGAAGUCAGAGCAGAAACGUCAAUCUCUAUCUCAGACUUCGUCUGCAGCCUGCGGGGAACUGUCGCUCCCUUCGGAAUCUUCCAUUCCUCACGCAGUCCAGAUUUACUUUACCAAGGUCCAUCCGCGACACCCGAUUCUAAAUGCAGAGAAGUGGAGAGAUAAUCUACCGACGAUCAACAGAGAGGUCAAUGUGCUUACUACAAACCUGGUGUUAGUGAUGCUGGUGGUCGCCCUGGCAGAGAUAUCAGUUGCCUCAGCGCAACAGAUAAAGGAUGGUCAUCUAGCAGGCGCGAGCUAUGUGCAGGAAGCGGUGCAUUGGUUGACCAGCACAUGGCUCAACAAGUGCUCAACAGAUCUUUAUCUUUGCCAGGCACUGUUCCUCGCGGCCUCGUGGUUCAACUACGCAUGCAAACCCCUGGAAGCAUGGCGUAUGAUUCACUUGGCAUCGACCAACAUCCAACAUGCAUUUCUAGCUUCAAGCAAUCGCAAAACCAAUCCCGCCCUGGAUCCGGAUCUGGUCCGGUUAUGCUGGGCAAUUUUCCUUACAGAAUGUGAUAUACUGGCCGAAUACCACCUUCCACGUAGCGGAAUAGAAAAUGUGGUUGAACGGCUGCCGUAUCCCGGUUGCCACGAGACCCCGGAAUUCGACAGUUUGGCGUGGCUCGCCAACCUCUCCGCGCGGCGCCUCAUGAACCGGGUCCAUUUUACCAUGUACGACAUUUCGACUUACAAUGGGGGCGACGCAGAUCCUGGUAGCAGACUCCCAGCAUUAAAUAACCUGCUCGACUCCGACAAAGCUUCCCUCCUGAUUGCGAGCUCGAAAGAGCUGGAUCACCAGCUCCAUCUUUGGUGGGAUCUCCUCCCUCCGGCCAUUAAACCCCAGUUCGAUGAGUCCGAGUUGGACCCGAUCAAGGAGACAUUGUCAUUGCGAUACUUUGCUUGUGGAGACAUUAUCUACCGACCUUUUAUCUACAAGGUCUGUUCUAUGCCGUGCGAUCGGGUUCCGGACAGGUUCCUCGUCGACGCGGCCAUCAAGUGCAUACGCUAUUCUCGGGAAGUCUUGAAACAUGUUGCCUGCCUUACCCAGACGCCGUCCCCGAACACCAUGAUCAAUCUACACUCCGCCUCCGGCUUUUUCUCCAGGACCCUCGCAGCACUGAUCAAUCUGGCCGUUGCAUCACUAUCCCCCUUUCUCAAAGAGGAGGUGACGGACAUUGACCAUUUAGAUGAUUUGGCCAUCACAAUAUUGGAACGCUGGGCCAGUGAUGGUAGCAGCCGAGGAAUCAUGUUACAUGUUGCAAAGACCAUUCGCGACAAGCGACGAAUGAUAACCGCUUUUGAUCUCUGA
Molecule: messenger RNA, 1878 nt
Organism: Aspergillus costaricaensis CBS 115574
Lineage: Eukaryota; Fungi; Ascomycota; Eurotiomycetes; Eurotiales; Aspergillaceae
Product: Zn(II)2Cys6 transcription factor
Exons: 5
Coding region: 1-1878 (625 amino acids)
Biological process (GO): regulation of DNA-templated transcription; DNA-templated transcription
Molecular function (GO): DNA binding; DNA-binding transcription factor activity, RNA polymerase II-specific; zinc ion binding
Source: RefSeq, a predicted model, not a curated record